Molecule: messenger RNA, 774 nt
Organism: Cyprinodon tularosa
Lineage: Eukaryota; Metazoa; Chordata; Actinopteri; Cyprinodontiformes; Cyprinodontidae
Product: putative nuclease HARBI1
Exons: 4
Coding region: 1-774 (257 amino acids)
Source: RefSeq, a predicted model, not a curated record
AUGCCUCGCUCCACAGUUCACCGCAUCGUCCAUCGGGUUACUGAGGAGGUGGUGGCCAUCCGCCACCGAGUCAUCUGCCUCCCGAAAACUGCAGAAGACCUGGCAGCAGUAACCCAGGGGUUUGAAGGUCUGGCCGGACACAGAGCUUUUCUCAAAGCUGCUGGAGCGAUCGACGGCUGCCAUGUGAGGAUCAAGCCUCCAAGCGGUCCUGAUGGGCCGCUUCAUCGACACGUACGUGGGCUGGCCGGGGUCGGUGACUCCAGAGUGCUCCGGAACAGCGCACUGUACAGGCAGGCCAUCUACCCUCCUCCGGGCCACUUCAUCUUGGCAGAUGGUGGUUACCCGUGUCUCCAACACCCACUCCCCCUCAUCACUCCCUUCAAGCGGCCGGUACAAGGUGUGGGAGCCCUGCGCUUUAACAGCCAUCAUUCCAGGGCACGCUCCAUCAUAGAGCGUGCCUUUGGGAUGAUGAAGACGAGGUUCAGGGCCAUCUUCCUCCAAGCGCUGGAGGUGCACCACACCUUUGUGCCUCAGGUCAUAACGGCAUGUGCUGUCCUGCACAACAUCUGCCUGGGAGCUGGUGACAUCAUGGCCCCAGAGGAUGAAGAGCAGGACGACAUGCCAGAGGAUGAGGAGGGGAGAAGGUGUUGGAGGCAGUCAGUGGUGCUCACUGGCAGAACCAGCUGUCUGCCGAGGUGUCUGCCCUGGAGGAGGGUCUACCCAACCACGAUUACAUUUAGAUGCCGUCGAUUGGGUCAGCCCUUCAAACCCUGA